AUGUCUUUCAACGAUCUCGAACGUGGCCUCAAUGAACAUGCACCGCUGGCUAGGGACUCACCCUUCUCGCAAGAUCCAGAGCGUGACCGAAAAUUUCAGGCUUUGGCCACCAAGGUCUCAACUCACAUCUUUCGAAUCAAUAGCAACGUCUCGGGCCUUCAAAAGUUCAUCGACUUGUUAGGUUCAUCAAGAGAUACGGCUGAUAUUCGGAAAAAAUUGCAUGAUUUGACUGAAUCUACUCGAGAAUUUGUCAAGAAUUCAUCUGUUGAUGCAAAGGAGCUAGCUGUAUGGCAAGUUCCGGAACAACUUAAAAUGGAGCAACAGAAAGUUUCUCGAGAUUAUGCUAACGCAAUUCAGGCGUUCCAAAGAGUCUCGAGACUAAGCGCUGAACGGCAGAAGGAAUUUGUUGAUCGAGCAAAAUAUGCAGCACUACCCAUGCCAUCAAUUGCAGCGGAUGAUGACAGUGUGGAGCUCUCAGAGACCAGGAUUGGUCAACAGCAACAACAGCUUCAUGCGUCACACCAACUAAACCAGGAAGAGCUUAUCCCAGACCACGAGCUCGAUUACCAGGAUGCCCUGAUUGAGGAACGAGAAGCUGAGAUUCGGGAAAUUGAGACUGGUAUUCAUGAACUUAAUGAGAUCUUUCGAGAUCUUGGUACCAUCGUUCAAGAACAAGGCGGUCAUAUCGAUAACAUCGAGAGUAAUGUACACAGUAUCAGCAAUGAUAUGAGAGGCGCUGUUGUAGAACUUCAUCAGGCUCAUGAUUAUCAACGCAAAGCAGGGAAACGGAUGUUAUGCCUGCUGCUUAUCUUUAUCAUAGUACUGGCUAUUGUCUUGAUAGCUAUUCUGAUUUGA
Molecule: messenger RNA, 855 nt
Organism: Melampsora larici-populina 98AG31
Lineage: Eukaryota; Fungi; Basidiomycota; Pucciniomycetes; Pucciniales; Melampsoraceae
Exons: 7
Coding region: 1-855 (284 amino acids)
Biological process (GO): Golgi to vacuole transport; vesicle fusion; intracellular protein transport
Cellular component (GO): SNARE complex; membrane; endomembrane system
Molecular function (GO): SNARE binding; SNAP receptor activity
Source: RefSeq, a predicted model, not a curated record